AACUUCCGGUUAUAUAAAAAAGUCAAACCUUGUAAAUAUUUCAUGCAGAAUACAGUACACAUUUGUUUCGUCCAUUUAGCAGGUCAAUGAGUUAGUAAAUGUCCAAGAAUUCGCUGCCCAGGCCUUCCAAGAAACAUCGAUCCGACAGCAAGAAGAAGGCGUCUGUGCACCCUUUGGAGAAGCUCCUGGGGGAAGGCGUCUUGAACGCUAAGGGCGACUCCGUCAGUCCCUCGACGUUUGCUGUGCAGGAAGGAGAAGAUGGCGUCAUUGCCUUGUACUUCUCUGCCCACUGGUGCCCGCCCUGCAAGAUCUUCACCCCACGCCUCGCCAUGUUCUACGAUGAGUUGAAGGGCGCCUCCAGGAGGUUCGAGGUCGUCUUCGUCAGCUUCGACUACAGCGAGGCGUCGUUCCACGAGUACUUCUCCAGGAUGCCGUGGUACGCCAUUGACUACUGCAACUCUGACAAGAGGGAUUCUGUAGCCAGCGAGUUUGGAAUUAAGGGAAUUCCCGUUCUCAUAUUUUUAGACGCGGCCUCGUUUCAACCAAUCACGCUCAACGGGCGCGAGAUUGUUAUGCUGGACCCCAGGGGCGACCACUUUCCUUGGCGCAUCCCGUUGGAGAACAUCCCCAGUCAUAAGAACUCCAUCUCUCGAUCGGACAAUAGCAACGUCUCCACCCGCAAGGGUUCUUUGGACAGUAACGUCGCUCGAGGGGAAAGGAAUGAGUCAGUGCAGCCCCCGAAGGAUGGCGAGCAGUCCAGCAUACAAGAAAAAGCCUCCAAGCACGCCAGCAAGCCCGCGUUACAGCCCAGCACUGAGAAGCACUCAAUACAGCCCAGCACUGAGAAGCACUCAAUACAGCCCAGCCACGAGAAGCACUCAAUACAGCCCAGCACUGAGAAGCACUCAAUACAGCCCAGCCACGAGAAGCACUCAAUACAGCCCAGCCACGAGAAGCACUCAAUACAGCCCAGCCACGAGAAGCUCUCGUAGCAACCUCGGCAUGUAAACCUCAUAGCUCCAUAAUGUCUUCAAUGUACAAUGAACUUGUCCAAGGUUCAGAUCCUUCAUGAGAUCAAACUGCCACAAAGACCUUAAAAAGUUAACCCUUGAA
This is a messenger RNA of Biomphalaria glabrata, 1113 nucleotides long. RefSeq names its product nucleoredoxin-like. The coding region runs from base 99 to 992 and encodes 297 amino acids. The transcript has 3 exons. The record is from RefSeq and is a predicted model, not a curated record. Lineage: Eukaryota; Metazoa; Mollusca; Gastropoda; Planorbidae.